ACCGAAAAUUAAUCAAUGAAGGUGUGUUCCGAAACAUAAUUUUACACAUCAAAAUUGAUAAUCAGCGCGUUGAUAAACAAACCAGCUUCGUCGAAUCCGCUUAAUCCGCCGAUAAAAUAAAUUGGUGUAACAAUGCCAUGCCAUAAAUAACGUGGUGCAGUGAGUUACAGGAGGUAAUUAAUCCGGAAAAACUGUCAUGAUGAGUUCCAGCGGCCAAUCCAAGCUAAAAAAGAAACAUUUUCGGGUGAAACAUCAAAAGGUAAAACUAUUCAGGGCGAACGAGCCGUUCCUCAGCGUGUUCAUGUGGGGCAUUAAUCACACGAUUAAUGAACUGAUGCACGUUACAAUUCCUGUUAUGUUGUUGCCGGACGAUUUUCGAGCUUAUUCCAAAAUAAAGAUUGAUAAUCAUUUAUUUAAUAAAGAAAACAUGCCCUCACAUUUCAAAGUGAAGGAGUAUUGCCCAAUGGUGUUUAGAAAUAUCAGAGAGAGAUUUGGAAUUGAUGACUUAGACUACAAAGAGUCUCUUACAAGGUCCCAACCUCUGCCCGACGACUCUGCCGGCAAGAGCGGAGCAAAAUUCUACCAAAGCUACGACAAAAUCUUUGUGAUCAAAACGCUAACCUCCGAGGAAGUGGAACGGAUGCAUUCGUUUCUAAAACACUAUCAUCCCUACAUAGUCGAAAGACACGGCAAAACACUUCUGCCCCAGUACUUGGGGAUGUACCGACUAACCGUCGAUAAUGUAGAGACCUACAUCGUUGUCACCCGGAACGUAUUUUCCAACCACCUGAAUGUCCAUCGCAAGUUCGACCUGAAAGGAUCGACUGUCGAUCGCGAGGCAUCCGAAAAAGAGAGGGAAAAAGAGUUGCCUACGUUAAAGGAUAACGAUUUCGUCAACGAACAAAUGAAAGUUUACAUCGGCGACGAGGCAAAGUCGAAACUAAUGGAAACUCUGACAGCGGACGUCGAUUUUCUCACCAAACUACAUUUGAUGGACUAUAGCCUUUUGCUGGGCAUCCACGAGGUGGAGCGGGGCGAGCAGGAGCGGCAGCGGGAAAAAGAGCUCGAGGCCGAGAACCAGCAGGACUCGGACGAGAGCGAGUCCGGCUCCGGCCUCGAGAACCGCAACAUGGGCUUUAACACCCCGCCGGAUUCGCCGAGCGGGGUGGCCCACUAUCUGAGAGAGCACAGUCUGCAGUACGAAGGUAAAUUGAACAAAAUUUACCAGUAUGUUAACCACGUUUCAGGAGGCAUAAUCCCGGAGUUAGACAUCUACGCCAUACCUAGUUGCGAUACCGCCCCCGUCAAGGAGAUCUACUUCGUCGCGAUCAUAGACGUGCUGACGCAUUACGGCGUCAAGAAGCAGGCCGCGAAAGCGGCGAAAACUGUCAAGUACGGCUCGAACGUGGACGGAAUCAGCACGUGCGAUCCGGAUCAGUACGCCAGGCGGUUCAUAGAUUUUAUGUCGAAAGCGAUCGAAUAAUGCACCGAUUCGUAAUCAUCCGUUACCGGUUCUUCAUAGCCACGCCCCCCAGCGAUUUAACGACUUACCGAAAUCGAUCAGCGGUGACGUCACAUGCCAGUAAAUAACGUUUACUCGGUAUCUGAGAACUAUGCGUCUGUGAUAAAGUAGCAAUUAUUUUAAAAACGAUAAACAUGCAGAAUUUGUAGUACACGACAUUUAUAAGCCUGAAUUAUUCACUAUUUUAUCAGUUACGAGCUGCUUUUUGUUAGUUAGUUUUCGCUCAAAGUUGGUGCAAUGUAACUGUCUAUAAGUAGGCCCAUAAGUGGAUUUCACCCUCAAACAAAUUAGUACGAGAAAUACUUAAAUGAAUUAUGGAUUGUUGGGAUUUAUAACUUUUUUUUUACAGUGAAUCUCAGUAAAAAAGUAACGUCAACAGUUAAGCACUGACCCCUUUCUUAUUUGCAGUCUUAUGAUGUCACUGGCGGCUUUUUAAACAUCCAUGUUUAAUUGCUUUAUUUCCGAAAACUAAAUGUUCUGAAAUGCUGAGGGGCGUGGUCACUCUGGCAUCUGCGGUUCGGCUUGCAAACACGACCGGUAACGAUUGUGUUGGUUGCAUAGGACUGACUUUAUUGCUUUAACAGUGUUUCCUUAUAAUUUUUCCGGGGAGCGUCCGUUUCUGCGGCAGCUGGGGCGGGGGUUACUUCCUCUUCGUUUAUAUUUAAAUACCGAGUGUUUUUUUUUUGGUGUGUUGACUGCUAUCAUAAAUAGGAACGAAAAAUAAGCAAUAGUUUUUUCUAGUCCCACGCGCUAGCCAUUUCCAGUGGAAAGAUGUGUGAUUUUUUUUGUGUGUAGGGUUGAUGGGGCAGCGCCCCCUCGUUAUUGUUUACUUUUUGAUAUUUUUUUUUGUUUGGAAAAGUAAUACGUUCAGGAGGAAAACAUUCAACACAUCGGUGGGGUAGGGGGGCGGGGGUUAUUUUUCGUGAUAUAAAAUGUAAACUUUAAAUAGUAUUCCGUAAUAUGGCGGCCCGGAGGGUAUUAGGAUAUUCGAUCCGCACUGUUUAAAGGGGAAAAAAUCCGGAACGCGUGGGAUGCCCGCGGGCCCCCUCAAUAAUUCUGUACAUAAAUACUAGCGUUUAUAUGUACAUAGAUAUCGAAACAUGUUUGUGAUGUAUUUUCUGUAUGUUUUUUUCUAAUAUUAUUCGUGUUUAUAUUGUUAAUUUUUAUUAUUCUAUAAUAGAUUAUGGAAAUUUUGUUUUUUUUUGUUUUUUUUUUUUCGCGUCAUUGGUCAUUCUCGUCCGGCAAUUAAAAUUCGCAAACAUUCUGCUUUACGGGGUGACAGUAAAAGUGUUGAGUGUUGAGAAAUUAUAUGUCACAUCCCUUCUAUAAAAUCGAUAUACUUAGUCCCCCUUGUAUUCGCUAGGUGGCACCACAGCUUCAAAGUAAAGGCAAAAAACUGUGGAAUAACUGACCAUACAUAGUAUACUCGCCAUCUAUUGUCUUAAAGUAUUAACCUCAUUCCUGUUUUCGUGCUUUGGUGGCUCCUGUUCAUUUUUAUUCGGUGUCAGUUUUUUCAGCGUUGGUCGUUAAAUGGGGAAGUGCAAGCGCGAUUUACCUUCUUACUGAUUGGACGAAGAAAAAAUCUAUAUAGGAAUGAGUGAUACCGCUUACUUAGUACGUUGUUCUGGCUUCUUUUGACCGUUGACUCCGUUCGCGUCGUUAAUUGCCGGAAUGAAAGUUUUGGUUUGGAAUUUUGUAAAAAUUAAUAAACUGAUGCAGGUACAGUAGUUGAUAUCGGUGGUGAUAUCCUUAGUAAAGAAAAUUAUUACUCGUAAUGUUGCAAAACAAAUGUUUAUAACGUAGAACGGUGGCUGAGUAUUCGCCGAUUAAAAAUAAACUCAAAACGAUAAUAAACUUUUAUCACGUAACGGUCAAAUAUGAUCAACUCGCUUUUGAUUGAUAUAAGCCGCCUUUUUCUAAGAUAAUACACCGGACUAUUUUUGGAUACCCUGAGGAUGCCAUUUUCGUAAAUUUAUCGGUUGUGAAUAGCACAAUACCAAAACACUUGUUUUUGUUACCAUUUUCACAGAAAACUGCAAAUUCCGCUUAUUGUAACUUUGAAUACGAAACUAAUAAUAGUGCAUUUAACUUGUUGCUGUGGUCCUAUUUAUAUCAUUUUUGAUAAAUACUUGCUAUAUUCGACUUUUAAAUGUUUGCUAUUUGAAUUUUUAAUAAAAACUGUAAACAUAUGGUAGUGUUUAAUUUGCCCU
Messenger RNA from Cylas formicarius (sweet potato weevil), 3732 nucleotides. It is a transcript of the gene PIP4K, whose product is annotated as phosphatidylinositol 5-phosphate 4-kinase type-2 alpha. The record is from RefSeq and is a predicted model, not a curated record. The transcript has 7 exons. Gene Ontology annotation, biological process: phosphatidylinositol metabolic process. Lineage: Eukaryota; Metazoa; Arthropoda; Insecta; Coleoptera; Brentidae. Gene Ontology annotation, molecular function: phosphatidylinositol kinase activity. Bases 197 to 1483 code for a protein of 428 amino acids.